Vicugna pacos (alpaca) is the source of this 8558-nucleotide messenger RNA. The record is from RefSeq and is a predicted model, not a curated record. Lineage: Eukaryota; Metazoa; Chordata; Mammalia; Artiodactyla; Camelidae.
GCUCGUCCCCCGGGCCGGCGAGGAGGCCGGGAAGGGGCGGUCCGGUUGGGAGAGCCCCUUUUCCGUCUUCCCUGAUGCGGGGACUGGAUGGAAUUUGACAGGCUGGGGUCAGGGUUGUUGGCUUCCUUCAGAAGCUCCACAUGCGGGCUUCCUCUGGAAUCCCGAGAGUGACCAGGUCGCUGAGGACACGUUGAAUAGAUAGCGGCUUGCUGCCUCAGUUUCCUUGUUGUGUAAAAUAGAGGUAAAGCAGCCUCUGGGCUCCCUACUGGCCAUCCCACGGGGCCGGGGGCGUUGCGGGACAACGUGAGGUAACACAAGCAUGUGACCCUGUGGAGACAGGCGGUUAUGCUGAGAACGCGGUGGCCCGCGGCCGGCAGACGAAGGUCUUGUAGGUAGGGGUCUUUUCCCCAGUUUUGCCUUCUCCCGUCCCUCCCCUCAUCUGAUCAUGGAUCAUGCUUUGAACCCGAUGGCCGAUCUGAACUGUUGUCACUGAACUUGGUGGAACAAGGAUCAAGAAAUCACUGGUACCAUUAUCACAAUGUUCUUGUCAGUUACGAGGCCCCCUUGUCUGGUUUCCGCAGAGAAAAUAUGAGCGUCCUGGAACGAGGGCAUACUCAACAGAGACACUGAAUUUUAGGGGUUGUUGCUGUGUCGGUUGUAAUAUCGCGUCAUCAUAGCUGGCUGACUGACUUUCUUGGCUUGCCAGGGGCUGGUACAUUAUUGAUGAGUUAGUGCUAUGCUUGAAUACUUCUCAAAUUCCGGGACAAGGAUUUGUCGGGAACUCUGAAGGGAAGACUGUUGGGCACGCCCCAGGGUGUAUUUAUUCAGGAGAUUGAGAGAUCACAUUUCUGUAAAUUCGGCACAAGGGCGUAACACCCUUCCAUCUUAGUCUAAGGAUCCGUAGAAUCGGAAAGCAGGGGUUCGCAUUUUUGCGCUGGCAAUGACUAGCUUUGUGUCCAAAGAUAAGUCACCCAGACUUGGAACUUUCUUUUUCCUCUCUAAAACGGGAGACGAUGGUAUGUCAGCUGUUGGCUUUUCAAGGAUCAAAUGAGAUCAUGAAUGUGAAAAUGAAAGGGUGGCUAAGUCGGUAUUGUUACUAAGAAAUUCACACUGGUCCCCUAGCCUGGAUAAGAGAUGUGUGCUUUCAGAGUCAGGUUCUGAGUCAGAACUAGAAAUAGAGCAGCAGAUAAGAUGCAGCCUCCACCCUAGUGGAGCUUAUGUUGCAGAGGGGAAUCAGGCAACAGAGAAUGGGGACAUGAUACUGUUUCAGAGUGAUGUAUACAGUGAAGCGAAGGAAGGCAAGAACAACAGUGGGAGAGCAGGGCAGGUGGUUUCUGAUGGGGUCAGGUGGUACCUUUCAAAGGAGGUGACGGUAAUUGACUGAAGGGAGAGGAAGAGCCUGAUGGAAGAACAUUUCAGGCAGGAAUGAUCAUCUCAGUAAACACUUACAUAGAGCUUACUAAAAGAGGCAGCCUUCUAAACACUAAGUGAAUUUUUUACAACCUUCUGGGAUAUGUACUGAUAUCUCUAUUUUUAUAGAUGAGGAAAUGGACACACAGAUAGGUUAAGAAUUUGCUCAAGAUUGCACAGCUAAAACAUAAAAGGGACAGUAUUUGAAUUUGGGCAACCCGACAGUUGUACAAUCCUGCCUCACAGCUGGGGCACCAACAGAACAGUGCUCUGAGGUGAGAGCAAGCCUGAGGGGGCCAAGACACAGCCAGGUGAGAGUGUUUAGGACACAGCAGGAAGGGGGAAGGUGGUGGUGGAUGAUGUGACAGGGCCAGACUCUGGGGGCCCUUGUAGGCCAUGGUGGCAUGAAGAUGCUGCUCUAAGUGUGGUAGGAAACCUCUGGAAGGUUGAUAUCCAGGGAGUGGCAUGUGCUUUCAGUUUUGUUGGAUGGAGAGUUAGCUGGAGGGCCAUGGAGGGGAAGUAGUGAGAGUGGGGAGAUGGGAGGCUGCCCCUGGGGGAGAGGUGCUGGGGUCUUGGGUGGGGGAGGUAGUUGGAGAGAAGAUGGUAACUUUUGAAGCCAGAACUGCUGGUGUGGGCUUACUAGCUGGCGUGUGAGGAAAAGGAAGGAGCAGUGACUUCCUCGGUUUUACGCUGGAACAACUGGAUGAAUAGUGGUGCUGUUUAUGGAAAAGGGAGAAAGGGGUUUGGGAAGAAAACCGUGACUUCUGUUUUGGACAAGUUUUCUAUGCUGCACGGGCACAGCAGCAACAGUACUGUGCUGGUAGACAGUGAGCCGAGGCUGCGUGAGCUGUGUGCUCUGUGGGGUUUUAAGCAUUUUUACGUAUAUGAAUUCAUUUAACUCUUAAAACAGUUGUCUGUGCUAGGAACCAUUGGGAUCCCCAUUUUACAUGUGAAAGGAGAGGCACAGAGAGGUUAAAAGUCACCUGCCUAGUGGGGAGGGGAUGGCUCAGUGGUAGAGUGCCUGCUUAGGAUGCACAAGGGCCUGGGUUCAAUCUCGAGUACCUCCAUUAAAGUAAAUACAUAAAUAAACCUAAUUGCCUCCCUCCCAAAAAAAAGGAAAAAAAAAAAUAAGCAACCUGCCUAUGGUCAUCCAGCUUGAGAGCGAUGGAGUGAGCUGGGAUUCAAACCCAAGCAGUCUGGCUUCAGAGUCUGGGUGGUUGGUCCCAGUAGCUACCCCUAAGGCGACACACUGAGUAGGCAGUUGGAUGAAUGAAUAUGAAACUUGGGAAUGGUCAGGGCUGAAGACAUGAAGACACACAUUUCUGCUUCUAAAGAGAAAGCCUGCUUUUGGUCCUCAUCUAAGCCUCGACUGGCAAGCCCGGGGCUCUGCUACCUGGCCUUUCAGUACUUGACUCUGUUCAUGUAGCCAAGAGUCAGUACCCCACUUCCGGGAGUCUCCAGAGGGUGAGAUCUGCAGCCCUGGCCCUUCUUUGUCUCUAGUCCCUAAUCCAGAGCCUGCCAUGGAGGGGAGGCGAGGGAUAACUUUGCAGGACACUGGGUUAGGUUUGGGGCCUUCAGAGAUGAAUAAAACAUAGCUGCCUUUCUGGAGGAGCAGAAUACAGGGAAGGACCUGCGGGAAUAAAACUAGAGCAGGCUAAAUGCAUCACUGCAGCGUGAUGACUUCAGUCUGGCCUUCUGGCCACCCCCUUGCCCCAGACGCUCAAGGAGUAGGGCAAGAAUGGGUCAAAGGGGACAGAGAAUGAACAAUCCUAGGGUGAAUUUGAGGCUCCUAAAGUGUCCUUUUCAACAAAAGAAUUACUCAGAGUGCGUCGGUUACUAUAUUUGCAUUCGUUUUGUUUGGCAACUGUAUAAUUCUUACCAAAUGAAAUAAAAUUCGAUAUUUGAAUAUCACGGGGGAGUGAUGAGUUUUCCCAGUUCUGUUACGUCAGUGUUGACAAGGCACACUAGUGAAAUAAGGGAGUUGGCUUGAAAUGUUGCAGCUUGCGUACUAGAGGGUGACGGAGGGGUUGUGUGAAGCAUUUAGGCAGGUUUCCACCGGUUUAAGUGUGUCCUGCCAAAGUUCCACACAUUGGAGUAAGUUUGAGUUUCUCUGCUGAUCGUCCCUUUAACAUUGAGCAAGGUUUUUUGUCAUGGAAAGAGGACCUGGUGCUAUUUGCCAUAGGCGGAAUUGUAGAUCGCAUCUCUUAUAUGUGGAAUGAGGUGGAAAUGAGAAACUUGAACAAUACAGACAAAAAUAAGGAUUUUUAUUUCUGUCGAUCUCUUUUAGGGUGUACAGUAACCUCCACACAUUUCUCAUGAGUUUGUUUCUUCUUAAUAGAACUAUUUCAGAUUCGAGCCAUUAAAAGAUUAUAUACAUUUACACCAGUGUAGAUUUUAUAAUUGAUCUCAGUUUUUUUCCUUACAAUAUAUAGAAUUAUAUUUUGUUUAGCUUUUUGAGCUUUCAGUGGGAGAGUUGACCUGAAUAACCAGAACUCUAUAUAAGCAGGAACCCUCCACAAGUACAGAUGUGGAGAUGUGCUGUCUCAUUUUGCAGGUCACAAAAUUUUAGAUUUGCUGUUGUGACAUCCCUAAAUUUAAUGCAAUAGAAGUGAUUAGUUUUUUUUUUAAUCAUAAUUGCAGUUAGCUUAAAGAACAUUACAUGUGGUAGGAAGUAGAACUUUGUCUUAAAUGACCUGUUGAUGUCUCAGGCUUUGUCAUUGCCUUUUUAAAUUCAAAUAUUAUUUUAUCACUUUCAAAGUUCAGGCUCUGGGAGAGCAGGUUGAUGGUUAUUUAAUUGUAUCAGGUAGCACCCAGCAGAGAGAAGGUAAGCCCUUCUACUUUUUUUUUCUUUUUUUUUUAAAGCCUUUUUCUUUUAAAGGAGCUACUUUAUAAAAUUUUAUUUAUGUAUUUAUUUAUUUAUUUAGAUAUUAUUUAGUGGCGGUACUGGGGAUUGAACCCAGGACCUCCUGCAUGCUGAGCUUGAGCUCCCACUGAGCUAUACCCACCCCCUCAAGCCCUUCUAUUUGAAGGCAGCAGAAACCACUCAAACACUGAUCAGAUGAAAUAUAGCAUCCUAGAUGUUCCUGCCCUACAGACAGCGUUCUUAAAGCCAGUUCUCCUACUGCAAAACUGCUAGUUUCAAGCUGCACUCUAAGCCAUCAAUCUACAGAGAGAGAAACAUGAGUUCUGGAAGUCAGAGUCCAAAAUGGGUCUUCCUGAGUGUUGGAAAGGCUGAGUUCCUUUCUGGAGGCUUUGGGGAGAAGGUGUGGGUGUUUCAGGGCCAUCUCUGAGGACAGUGCGCAGAACACCUGCUCCAGCUGCUCCCUUCCUGGCCUUGUCCCAUGAGGGAAUCGGGAUGAGACCGCUGCCUUCCCCCCACAGGACGUGUGAUUUCUGACUCUCGUGCCGUGUCCAUGCUGCAUCCUUUGCCUCUUCCUCCUGAGUGCUCUCCCUCUGAGAGCAGCUGUCGGGUGGGAGCAGGCAUCCCACCCAAGUCAGCGCUGCUGGGAGGCGCCUUCUGACUCACGCUCAGACUCCGCGCCAGGGCGGCCAAGUCCUGGGACUAAUUAAAAGGAUUUAUCGUAUGACUCUUUGCUGGAGCCUUGGGGGAUAGGCUCCUGACUUUGCUGCCCCCUCUCCCGGCACAUCUCUCUCCCUCUUCGAGAUUUGAUGCCUUCUUGAUUACUGUUUGGACUUCACCCAAACAAAACUGCUGCUCUGACCCAAAAACCUACAGUUGGGAUUAUUUCCUGCACUGAUGUCCUGUCUUGACUUGAGCCAGGGACCCUCCCAGGAGGAGAGAGGCGGCAGUAUCACCUGGAUUGGAAAGGUGCCAGGAUCAGUGCACAGGUGUCACGGCUCGUCAUCUCUUGCCCUAGACAAUUAGAUUAAGUUUUGCGCCUGGCCUUAGCAGAAGACCAGUUUAUCUGCACUCCUCUUAAAGCCGAUAAUGAAGUACUAAAGAAAGGGAAAAAGCAAUUUCUCAAAUGCAGUGCACUUUCCUGUCAAACUCAGCUGCUUAGAUGUGAGAUAAGAUGAAUGCCAUGUCUCAACCAACACUGAAAAUUUGAAGUUCAGAAGACAUUUACUCAGUCAAGUCACUUCACUCAUUUCCGCCAGUUUGCAUUUAAUGGAAGGAGACGAUUGUCUACCCACGUACACGUCUAACUGCUAAUAGAAAGUGAAGUGAUGCAGAUGAGAACUAGGACCUUUCGCCUGAUCAUAACGCAUUGAAUCCCCACCCUUGUAUGCACUAACACAGCCCCGCUUCUGCAGGACUGUGCCAAGAGCCGGAGUCAUGCAGAUGAGAGGGAAGUUAUUAUUCAAGUCAGAUACUUCAGAAUGAAGAAUUCUUUAUCAGUCCCACCAAAAGAUCAAGGAGGUGUUUCCACGCUCACCAGUCCUGUUGAGAAACAGCUGACUCAGAAGAUGUCGGAAUCCCCUGGAAAGACAGUGUGUACAGGUGAACCAAGCAUCCCUUCCGGGACCGUUCAGAUUGGGAAAGGUCUGCAGAGUAAGAGUCAGUUUAGAACCAUCGCUCCAAAAAUCGUGCCCAAAGUCCUGCCACCCCGAGUGCUCACGUGCCCUUCGCCGUCCCUCCCUGAUCAGGCGAGUCCAGGCCCCCCCUUCAGCUCGAAGCCCCUGGGGAUGCCCACCCAGAAUUAUGCGCUGAUGCAGGUCGCUGGCCAGGAGGGGACAUUUUCUCUGGUCGCUCUGCCCCACGUUGCCUCUGCUCAGCCCAUUCCGAAGUCCAGACUGCCUCUUCCUGAGAACCUAAAGCUGCCUAUUCCCCGGUACCAACCCCCAAGAAAGAGCCAAGGAGCGAGAAGGAAGCCUAUGCCCAGCUCCUCUGAGAGCAGCAAACCCCCUGUCCAAACCCACGCACCCCCCGCCCUGCCUGCCCGUCCUGAGCCCCCGCCCAGGCCCCGUCCACCCGAGGCCUGGGUGCCACCAGACCAGGCCCUGGCAGGUGUGGGCACCACCGUGCUGACCAACGGGGAUGACCACAGAGACUCCCGGCCUCCAGGGACCAGUGCCCAUGCAGAUCCAAACCCUCCUGCCACCCCAGCAUCGUCUAUACCGCAGGGGCCCACUGCCAAGCUGGACCUCCCAAAGACGUCAGGGAAAGCAAACCAUGCUGGCCAGAAAGCAUCCAGGAAACCCGCCACUGUUCCCAGUGAGAAACUUAAAGGACAGGCCAGUGUUGCCAAAGCCAUGACCCAUUUGUCAUCAGCUGUAUUUGGCAACACGAUUCAAGUGGUCUCUUCUGUCUCUAGAGGUAAACUGCCCAUCCUCCCCUACUCAAGAAUGAAAGCACCAGAGGUUUACAAGAGUGAAUCGGCCAUUCACACUGUGGAUAUUUCUUUACCUGGGCUCCGGGCAGCCAGUGACAAGACCUUGGGGGUCACAGAAGGCUUCUGUGUGGCGCCACAGGUGGCCAACAAGGUCCCUGUCCCACCGGUGUUGAAGCAGAACCCUGGUGAAAAUGCCUUCAGUCUGGCCACCAAACCCGAUCUUAGCCACAAAACAAAACUGAAUGGUGGGGCAGCAAAGAGAAAAGGCAGGAAGCGAAAGGUACCAGAUGAGCUUUUGACAUUUCAGGGCAAAAGAAGGAAAUUUGUCUUGAACAAGUGUAGAGAUGGCAAAGAAAGGGUCCAGGCCGAUCCGCAGGAAGCCAGCGGCCCGACACCUGGGACUGUGAGAAAGUACCGGAGCAUCAUGCCCAAACCUGCCACCGUCCCGCCGGCUCCGGGCCCCCCGGCCUCUCCCGUGGCCCCAGUCCAGCCCCCGCUGCCCGGCAGCCCAGCACAGGAUGUGCUGCUGAGUAAUCCCUUCUCCCCGGAACACCUGGGCUCUAAGCAGGCCGACGGCCCUUCCCCUAAGCCCAGCACUGCGUUCAGACGCGGGCUCUCCGGCCUUAAGAAGCCUUGGCACCGAUGCCACGUGUGUGAUCACCACUUCCAGUUCAAACGGCACCUCCAGGAGCACAUGAACACACACACCAACAGGCGGCCCUACAGCUGCCGGCUCUGCCGCAAGACGUACAUGCGGCCGGGCAGCCUGAGCGCCCACGUGCGGCUCCGGCACGCGGACAGCCGGCCCCGGAAGCUCAUGUGCUGUGAGCUGUGUGCCAAAGUGUUCGGCCACUUGCGAGUCUACUUUGGCCACCUGAGAGAGGUUCACAGAGUCGUCAUCAGCACCGAGCCCGCCCCCUGCGAACUGCAGCCCGGAGACCAGAGUGCCAGGGAGCCGGAGGGGCCAGUGGACAGGGAGAACAGGCCCAGCCUUGAAGAAGACCUCCUUCUGAACCAGGCCGACGAAGUCAAAUUACAGAUCAAAUGUGGCCGCUGUCAGAUCACUGCCCAGUCUUUUGCUGAAAUCAAAUUUCACUUACUCCACGUUCACGGAGAGGAAAUUCAGGGCAGGUUACAAGAGGGGAUCUUCCCUGGAGGCAGAGGCACUCAGGAUGAACUGCGGAAACACGCUGCUCCUUCCUGGAAACCACAGUCCAAGAGAAGAAAGAUGUUUAAGCAUCGUCCCUCUGAUGAGGAACUCCACGCAUUCCCCACGUUGAAAAAGCAGCUCUGCCUCCAUCAGCAGAACGACGUGGAAAUCCUCACAGGGCACGAAGGAGCCCAGCCAGGACCCUUUGAGCCCAGAGGAGACCCCCAGAGCCCCGAGUGUCCCGGGCCCCCUACUGCCCCCCUCCCAGCCCAGCCAGGCUUUAACUGCAUCCUUUGUGCACAGACGCUGGGAAGGAAGGAAGACCUGCUCCUGCACUGGGAACAGCAGCACAACUGUGAGAACCCUCCCCAGCUCUGGACCAUUUUCCAUGCGCUCUCCAACCGGGGAGUCAUCACGCUCUCCAGCGAAACCGAAAAAUGAAACACAGGGGCGAGGAGGAGUUAGGAGAGGCUUGCUCUCAGCUUCCUCUCGGGGCUUUGUGGUGCUUAAUUACAGAAAUCAAACAAGUUAGGAUCAGCAUUAAUGAGCAGGAGUGGUUUUUGAACAUAGUUCUGUUUUGUUAUGAAAUAUAUAUAUAUAUAUAUAUCAUUGAUGCAUUUUUCUAACAUAUGCAGGUUUUUUUAAUUUGAUGUACUGUUAUGUUUAUUUCAGAUUCAAUAAAAAGCUAAAUUUGGAGGUUGAAA